AUGAUAUACUUAACCGAUGUAUGGAAGCUUAACAUCACACACGCUUCGGCAAUUGUCAAUGCGUUUCUGGGUUUAAUAGGAAUUUUGCCCUUUGCUAUGCUAUUUGUAGCAGACACUUUCCUUGGCAAUUUCUGGAUGCUCUUAUUCUCGACUCUCUCAUUUUCUACGGGAAUGGGCAUGUUAACUAUGUCAACUCCACCAGUUCUGGCGAACGCCCUGGACACGUGCAGUGCCUAUGAUCCCGAGUGCAUUGGCAACGGCCAGCGUAUACUGUUUUACGCAGCUAUUGUUCUAAUAGCAGUAGGGAUUUCUGGUCAUGCAAUUUCCUUGGGGACUUUCAUUGCUGAGCAAUUUUUGGAUGCAAUAGAAAGGGCUGACAUAAACGGAUUUUCAAUACUGACUAUGUUUGGUGGUAAUAUUGCUACAUUCAUUAUCACUACUGUGGCAGUUCUGGGACUUCCAUACAUAAAGCCCUGGUCACUUCGAUUUGGAAUUCCAACAAUUUGCAUGGUAGUGGCUAUGGUAAUAUUCUUGAGUGGUUCGCAUCGUUAUACGCGUAAUAGGCCAUCUGGAAGCCCAUUGACAAUUCUGUUUAGGGUGCUGGUAGCAUCUGCCUCCAAGUUUUUUGAGCAGAGGCCUGUGGAUGUGAAUCAGUACUAUGGAGUCCUAGAGUAUUCUGCUGUAGUAGAUAUACUGCCACCUAUUCGUUGUUGGAGGUGCUUUGAGAAAGCUGCAAUAAUAUUGCCUGACCAGUCACUUGAGCAACAACAACAGAACAGAUGGAAACUUUGCGCAUUGACAGAAGUGAGAAAUGCUCAAUACAUAGUCUACAUGAUUCCCAUGGCAAUGGCCUUUAUUUUUGGGGGUUUAUUAUCUUCAUUGUCACAUACAUACUUUAUUGAGCAAGCAAAGAAUAUGAACUACAAGGUAGGAAGCCUAACAAUACCCAUUACAGUCCUUUUCUGGUUCUAUGCACAAGGAAGACAAUAUUUUCCCAAACUAUACUUUGGAUUUGCCAAUUGUGGACCAAAUGCUCGAUUCUAUGCUCCCAUACUUGGCAUUUCAGUGUCAAUGAUGCUUGGAGUGCUUUGUUGUAUUACUGCUGCGAGCGUGGAGUCUCGAAGACUGGAUGUGGUUAGAAAACACGGUUUGCUGGGGAAACCCGAUGAUACAAUUCCAAUGAGCGUUUUCUGGCUACUUCCACAGUAUAUUCUUCUCCGGGCUGUAGACGGGAUUCUUGAAUUCAGCACCGCGGCUUUUCUCAAUAACUACUUUAUUCUCCCAUGGAGCCAAUUCAUGCUUACUUUUACUAGUCUUGGACAAGGCUUGGGAUGCCUUGGCAGUGUGCUGUGUGUGUAUAUUGUUGGCAAGCUGAGUGAAAGGGGAGGAAAUCCGAGUUGGUUUCAAGGCACGCUCAAUGAAAGUCGACUCGAUAAGUAUUAUUGGACACUGGCAUGGUUGAUUGCCAGCAACAUUGUCCCAUUCAUUGUCUUGAGAUUCUGGUAUGGUCAUAUGCAAAAAAAGGAGGAGGAUGCUCCUGCUGAGACCCAAUGGUGUUGCUGUUGUUAG
Messenger RNA from Fraxinus pennsylvanica, 1569 nucleotides. The record is from the annotation of a GenBank genome assembly. Lineage: Eukaryota; Viridiplantae; Streptophyta; Magnoliopsida; Lamiales; Oleaceae.